CUUUCGAAUGGCUUUUUUUUUGUGUUUCUGCGUGUGUCUAUUUUUUUUAUUAGUUCAAUUUCUUUUGUUACAAAUCUAGAUUUUAUAUUCUAAAAUUAUAAUUUAGCAUCCCGAAUAAAUAUGGAUGAAAAUCUGGAUAUAAAACCAACAUUUGAUCAGGCAACAACAUCAGUGAACAAUAAUGAUCAACAACAAUCAUCAAUAUCAUCAUUUUAUCCAUUACCACCAAUGCGUUAUAUAAAACAAUUUACCGAUAUUAAUGUUCGUAAUCGUUGUACACCGUUGCCACCAAAACCAUUUAUACCCGGAUCAUAUCUAAUGUUUGGCCAGAAUAUUACUAUUGAUGAUACAAUUAUACGAUCAUUAGAAUCACAAGGUCUUCGUCGUUUAUAUCCAAGAGAAUAUGAUCAUAAACGAGAAUUGAAAAAAAUAAAUGCAUCAAUUUUAGUUAAUUUUUUAGAUUUAAUCGAUGUACUUAUUCGCUGUCCAGAUACACAGAAACGUGAAGAAAAAUGUAACGAUCUUCAAUUAUUAUUUAUAACGAUGCACCAUUUAAUAAAUGAAUUAAGGCCACAUCAAGCACGUGAAUCAAUACGUGUAUGUUUGCGAAUGCAAAAAAAACAACGAGAAGAAACUACCGCCAAAUUAUCGAAACAAAUUGAACGUAUACAGGAUAUUAUUCGUACAGCUAUUAAAAAUAUCAAAGAUAAGGAUAUUAAUGAUUUAUUACAAGAAACAUUACCCGAAAAUUUUCAAUCAAAUACAAAUAUUUUGGAUGAUAAUCAUUCACCUGUAUUGAAUGGUCAUUAUGUUCAUAAAAAAUCCAAUGACGGUAAUAAUGAUGUUGAUGCUGAUAUUAAUAAUGAUGAUGAUGAUGGUGAUGGUGAUGGAGGCGAUAUUGGUAUACCAUUACGACAAUCAGCAAUAUCGAAAAUGACCGAAUUAGAUGCAUUCAUGUGUGAUCUGAUUGAUGAACAAUUCUAAUCCAUUAACCAUUUCAUAUAAAUUUUUUGUACAAAAUAAUAAUAAUCAUCAUAUAAAUUU
Messenger RNA from Dermatophagoides pteronyssinus (European house dust mite), 1044 nucleotides. It is a transcript of the gene MED7, whose product is annotated as mediator complex subunit 7. Gene Ontology annotation, molecular function: transcription coregulator activity. The record is from RefSeq and is a predicted model, not a curated record. NCBI's taxonomy places the organism in Eukaryota, Metazoa, Arthropoda, Arachnida, Sarcoptiformes, Pyroglyphidae. Gene Ontology annotation, biological process: regulation of transcription by RNA polymerase II. Gene Ontology annotation, cellular component: mediator complex; core mediator complex.